Messenger RNA from Onychomys torridus (southern grasshopper mouse), 1907 nucleotides. RefSeq lists its product as uncharacterized. The record is from RefSeq and is a predicted model, not a curated record. Lineage: Eukaryota; Metazoa; Chordata; Mammalia; Rodentia; Cricetidae. The transcript is spliced from 3 exons. The coding region runs from base 1 to 642 and encodes 213 amino acids.
AUGAGAGCACGAAACAGCCGUGGGAGAACCACCAAGCCAAACUCAAACAAACCUUCGAAAUGCCUGGCCUGCAAGGGAGUCUUUAACAGAAGUGUAAUUGAGGCACUGAGCGGGCCGGAUAGCCAACUCUCCUUUAAACCACCACUUUCCCGAGAAAAUCGGGACGAGAGACCCCGAGUCUCGCCUUCCCACACCCCUAGAGCGCCUUCGCGGACACGGCGGGACCCCACGCCCUGCCUUGCGCAGCACGGCGGGGGAGGGGAGAGCGCCCCACACAGGAAGUGCAUCCUGCGCCCCGAGCUCGCGCCCCGCCGCCGCCGCCGCCGCCGCCGCCGGGUACCUGCCCUGGGCCGCCUGCAGGCGACAGGCAGCCGCAUCCACAUGGCCUCAGGUGUUGGCGCGGCCCCUCCCCGGCCCGCUCCAAGCCCGGCCCUCCACCGCGCCGGCCUCGCCUCCAGCCCGCAGCCAAGAGGCCAGCAACGCCGGUCCCCGCGGGGCUGCCAGGAGCGCGGACCCCUCUGCACCCCAGGCCGCAACGAGCAGGUGAGGAAACCGAGGCACAGCAGUGAGGCCGGUCGAGCUAAAACACCGACCCAGGCGAGUAGGGCUGCCAAGCCCCUGCAUCGCUUCAUCAUGCAGUAACAAUGGGAGGUUCCUUUCCAUCGGGAUUAUUUCUGCUUGAAAGCUCAAGACUUUUAGCCACAUCAUUGUCUGGGCGCCACAGGAAGGCAGUGCCACAUGCUGAGGCAUGCUGGGAAAAGACUUUGUUCCAUCCUGUUUUGUUGACAUGCUCUUCAUUUUUAAGCCUGAAACCCAAGUUUCCUGCUAAGAAUGCAAACGGAGGAGAAAAAACGCAGCCAUGAUAACGGCCACUGCUUCCUGAGGAACACUGUUUCUGGGACUUGUGACUGUGUGUGUCAUUUAACCUCAGCCUUCAUGAGGCCAGAGCAGCACCACCCCAGUUCAUUGCUAGAAAGGCCCAAAGUCACUAGAAAGAUGCCCAAAGGCGCUCAACUACUAAGUGGUGGACCCAGAGGCUGCCCUCAAGUCCUUCCCCUCAAACCCUCACUCUUGACCACAGUGGCUGCCUUGUAAGAGGAUCCCAGGGCUUUGGCACUGGACACAUGGCAGUAAUGUUCCUGCUCAUAUUCCACCUUGGGCUGGUCUCACCAUGUUGCACUAGGAUCCGGGUGUAGGGGUGCAGAGUUAGGUACUCCCUUCUCAACAAGGAUGGCUCAGAAACAGAGACACUGAUGUUCCCCUUCUUCCUGUGACUUGGGGAAUGGCCGCCCUGCCACCAAGCCAAUUGUCUUCCAGAAAAAGAGACAUUGUGGGAGAAGCCUCAUUGCUGCCCUGCCUCUCCCUCCCUGAUAGCUCUCAAGGACAGCUGCCAGAGCACAUGUGGAAUGCCUUGGGAACAGACAGCAGCAGGAGCCGGGAGUUCUCCAACUCACAAUCAGUCCUUGACGCCAGCCUCCUUUUCCUGAACCACUUUCAUCCUUACAGCCCACUGACAGCAGGCCCCCCGAGCGCUUUUCCCGGGCCUGACUGCCUGCAGUGGCUGCUGGGUGGCUGCCUCUCAAGGCCCACUCUCCUGGAUACAAAGCCCUCUCCUGGCUUAGCUCACAUUGCCAACCUCCACUCCCUUGUUUCAUUGUCUCUGCCAAACCAGACAAGCUGUGCCCCUGUCCUGUGCUGGCCAAUUCCCAGAGGCAGAGGCGCCUGCUCCUCUUGCUUCGAAGAGACUGAAAUUACACCUUGCUUUUGGGGGUCUGAGUCAAAUGCUGCCUCCUUCACAGAGCAUCUACCUAAACUGUUCAUUCAUUCAUUCACUCAGCCCUGAGAGAGCCUGUAUGGUAUGCCGAGCAUUGAAUAAAGGGUCCUUGUUGUCACGAUGUUUGUGGUCC